CUUUUCUUUUCCUCUCAGUUUUCACUCACUUCUGGACUCUUCACUACACAUUCACUCAUUUCGCUAUUAUUAUUUUUUUUUUAAAGGAUUCACUCUCUCCUUUGACUCUCUCCAUUUUCAUCCAAUCUUUUUUGUUUGAUUUCAAGAAUGAAAAUAUCAAAGACACAGUCGUACUCUCUCUUGGCAGCCAUGCUCGCUGUUGCUGGCACAGCAGCUGCACAUCGUACUCGCAUCCAGCCAUUCGGCCCUGAGCUAGGCCACCAGCAGUACCACAUUGCUGGUUCAGCAUCUUCUAUGGCUGCCAUGACUCGUGGCGCUACACCUCUUUCUUCCUCUAUCACUAUGGAUGGCGAUGAUGUUGUAUCCUUCUUCUCAGGCUCGCCCGCCGACCCUAAGAAAGUGGCCACUGAUUUUGUGCAGCAACAGUUGACUUCGUCCGACUACGUUGUUAAGAACGCUUAUACAUCCAAACACAACGGUGUCACUCAUGUGUACCUCCGCCAGGUGAUCAACGGUCUAGAGGUAGUAAAUGGUGACAUCAAUGUGAAUGUGGACAAGGAUGGCAACGUCAUCUCGUUUGGUGAUUCAUUCUACAAAGGCAAUCACAACAACAUUGACAGCUUUAGCGUCCGUCGUAAUGAUGGUAAUAGCGAGUCGAUGACCAUUCGCGAAUGGCUCCAACAGGAAGGCGAGUCUCUUUUGGAGCAGGGUCGUCAGUUGGCCUUUGGUGGUCGAAGGCGCCGUGGAAGCCCUCAUCGCCAGAAUCCCAUCCGAGCUCCAGAAGGCAAAGAUGUGAAGUCGCCUCAAGAGGCCUUAAUGUCGUUUGCCAGAUUUCUCAAUAUCGAGAUUCCUCGUCCUGAGGAUAUGGACAUUGUCACGACUGUCUCACUCAACUCCGACAAAGUUGAAGUUAUGAUGACCAACUGUCCCCUCACUGCUGAUGGCAAGGUGCCAGUCAACCAAGCUUACAUUCAGACCGAGGAGGGCACUUUGGAGCUUGUUUACGACCUUCAGGUUGAGAUGAAGGAUACCGAUAACUGGUUUCAUGUCCAGGUCCACGCCGAGACUGGCAAGGUCAUGCAGGUUGUCGACUGGGUUUCGGACGCAACAUUCAAUGUUUAUCCCAUGGGUGUGAAUGACCCUGAGGAUGGUAAGCGUAAACUCGUUGUCAACCCAGAGCAUCCCAAGGGCUCACCUCUUGGGUGGAAUCGUCAGGCACAGAAUAAGAACUUCACCACCACUAUUGGUAAUAAUGUGUUCGCCGGAGAGAAUAGAAGGAAUGGAAGGGAUUGGGAGAACAACCCUAAACCUGAGGGCGUGCUUAGCAAGGAUGGACACCUCACAUUUGAUUUCAAGAUUGAUCUCAAGAAGGACCCUGCUACUUAUGUUGACGCUGCAGUCACCAAUCUGUUUUAUUGGAACAACCAAAUGCACGAUGUUUUCCACCAUUAUGGCUUUGAUGAAGAGUCUGGUAACUUCCAGGAGAAUAAUUUCGGACGUGGAGGCAUAGGCAACGAUGCUGUCAUCGCCAAUGCUCAGGACGGAUCUGGAUACAACAACGCCAACUUUGCAACACCUCCUGAUGGUCAGCACGGUCAGAUGCGCAUGUACGUCUGGGAUGUGACAGAAGUGCCACGCGACGGCGACCUUGAGAGCGGGAUCAUUAUCCAUGAGUAUGCUCAUGGUAUCUCAACUCGUUUGACCGGCGGUCCUGCCAACUCUGGAUGUUUGGGAUGGGGCGAAGCUGGUGGUAUGGGUGAGGGAUGGGGCGAUUUCUUUGCUACUCUAUUCCGUCAGAAUGAAAAGCACACCUAUGAGUCAGAGUUCGAGAUGGGCGCUUAUGCCAAUGGUGGUAAAGGAAUCCGUCGCUUUCCUUAUUCGACCUCGAUGAAAACUAAUCCUGAGACCUUCAAGUUUAUGGACGGUCCCGCCUACUGGGGUGUCCACGCCAAGGGCGAAGUCUGGGCUCAGAUGUUGUUUGAAGUAUACCAGAACCUGCGCCUUCGCCUUCCGUUCACAGAUAAUUGGUACACAAAGGACAAGACUCAUUAUGCCAACACUUUGGCCCUUCAGCUGGUAGUCGAUGGUAUGAAACUUCAGCCAUGCAUGCCUUCCUUCAUACAGGCUCGCGAUGCCAUAAUCCAGGCUGAGAAGAUUCUGACUCGCGGCAAGUACCGCUGUGAUAUCUGGAGGGGAUUCUCCAAACGCGGUCUGGGCACCAAGGCUAGGGUUAUUGGAGCUAAUUCGCCUUUUGGAAGUAUUCGUACCCAAAGUUUCGUUCUUCCGGUCGGCUGCGAAGAAUAAGGCUCUCUCGCACCUCUUUCUUCAUGUUACCAUGAAUAUUAGAUGAGUAGUACGUAUUUAUGUUUAAAAAUAACUUAUUCUUAAAUCCUACGGUUGGUAGCAAGGCUUGUAUUGAAGCGUAAAAUAAAUACUUUGCCUAGAGUGUGGAACAUUUGAC
Lobosporangium transversale is the source of this 2461-nucleotide messenger RNA. RefSeq names its product Fungalysin metallopeptidase-domain-containing protein. The coding region runs from base 148 to 2304 and encodes 718 amino acids. NCBI's taxonomy places the organism in Eukaryota, Fungi, Mortierellomycota, Mortierellomycetes, Mortierellales, Mortierellaceae. The transcript is spliced from 2 exons. The record is from RefSeq and is a predicted model, not a curated record. Gene Ontology annotation, molecular function: zinc ion binding; metalloendopeptidase activity.